Molecule: messenger RNA, 1644 nt
Organism: Mercenaria mercenaria
Lineage: Eukaryota; Metazoa; Mollusca; Bivalvia; Venerida; Veneridae
Exons: 2
Coding region: 711-1550 (279 amino acids)
Source: RefSeq, a predicted model, not a curated record
AAAAUGACGAUGAAUUAUUUUGUUCACGUCUGUAUAUAUGUAUAUAAAUGUUUUGCACUGUUCUGAUACUGACCGAAUUACAACAUUUUAAUACAGGAUUUAACCUCCUCUACAUAUUUUACGUUCAUGUUUCCUUAUUCAUUCAUGUGAAAAAAACCGUUCUACAUCACGUUGACUUACUUUUUUGAUUUAUUGACAUUAAUUCAUGUAUAUGCAUCGAUAACCUUGAAGAUGAAAUUACCAGCUCCCGUAUAUUUUCAGUGCGUAUACAUAUUUUCAUUAAAGCGGACAAUACAUGGACAAAUUACAUAGUCGUAUACUGAAAUAGUUAUAAUGAUUUUAAAGUCUUCUUUACAACGUAACCUACCUUUGGUCAUGUAAAUAUAUACUAUAAGUUAAAACAUUAUUAAGUAGUUAGCCAAGGGAGCGACACAAUCUGGCUGUUUAAGGCAAGUGCUUGCUGAAGAAAAGUUGAAAUUAGAAAAAAAUAUUAAUUUUUAAUAUUAAUUUUUGAUAUUAAGUUAACUGACUGUCUGCUUAAGGUCAGUGGCAGCUUAAUACAGAUGACCGCUAAGACAAGAUCAAGUGAUUCUUUCAAAUAUGGAAUACAAUCUAAUUCAUGAGUGACUGUGUCCUUGGAUUUAUUUCGUGGUAUUGCGACACAAAUACUUUGUCCUGUAUCAAUAAGAUUUUCAGUUGCUUUGUUCACUAUGGACAUAAGUACAAGAAGAAAUAAGGAUAAUUUACGGCUUGAAGAUGCAUUUACAGAUACCGAUGAAAUAACAACACAAGGAAUAUUGACACAUCUAGUAGUUACAGAAGACCAUAAUGAUUGUCAAAUCAGCUCAAGUAAAAUAGAAAUGGAUAAUAACACCGAUAGCUGUAGUAAAAUUAAUUCAGACGUUGCAAAUCCGUUAGAUACAGACCAACUGGAAGUUCGGCCAUUCAUCGUAACACAAAACGAGGAUAUUAUUGACGAACAAACACAACAAGCACUGGCUAUAAGUUCGCAAAUGACUGGCACAAAUGUUCAUGAAGAAAUAAGUGACGAUAUUAACGUAAAUAUACCAGAUGAAGACCACACUCUAGACAGCGAGGAACUGAGUGUAACAGAUCCAAUAAGUAUACACCCAUUAUCUGCUAUUACUGUAGCACUGCAGGAUAUUGCGAACGAAACACAUCACGUGACCAGAAUACAUGAGGAGCAGAACCAAACAACCGAAUAUGUAAACAAGAACUAUUUUGAUCCGCCCCCAGAUUACGAAGAAUGCAUUAUUAUGGAAUAUUACAGCAAUAAUGGUCUUGUAUGUCGUGGUUGUCAGACCACACCAAACGCUUGUUUUUGUAGUUGUCAUGGCGAAGUUGCAAGGGGAAAUACUUUGACGGUACGUGGAGUAGACGAAUCGGCACGAAAUAUCGGCAAUGCAAGCGAAAAUGUUCAGAGGCUAAAAAAGGACAUGAAAAUCAAGUGCUUGACUUGGUGCCUCAUAUUAAGUCUGGUCGUUGCUGGGAUUGUAUUUGGAAUUGUAGCAGCAGUUAUAUAUGGUUGAUUCGAAAAAAAAAAAGACAAAUAACCUUUGUGUUCACAUUUAAUACACAUGUUGUACUAGGUACAUUUUGACUGAUUUGAAAAAAAAGACAAAU